AUGAAGCCCACUUCAACUGAUUUGGUAGACAGACUUGAGACGGCGGUCCUUCCAGAAAAGGAACCAUAUUGUUUCUUCCCUUCUGGAGCUUCACGUGGUGGUCUCACACCAAAGGAGCUUUCUCCCUUUUUAUCUGCAACAACAUUGCUCUUCAUGCUUUCAUGCGGUAUGUUCACUACAACAAACAAAUCUUUCAGCUGCAAUUCUUGUUGUGGGGGCCAUAGAGGGAGCAAGACAAGGCAGUCUGUCUUUGUUUGUGAAUUGUUUGCUUUUAAAUUGGUGCCUUGCAGGUGGCGUAAGACCAACAGGGAUAAACUUCAACAGUGGCUCACCACCACACCCAUCUUCAUCUCGGAAAAUCCAAAGUCAGAGGCAAACCCCUGCUCAUGA
Messenger RNA from Prunus armeniaca (apricot), 390 nucleotides. The record is from the annotation of a GenBank genome assembly. NCBI's taxonomy places the organism in Eukaryota, Viridiplantae, Streptophyta, Magnoliopsida, Rosales, Rosaceae.